UUUGAGGGGAAUUAUAGAGAUUGGAGGGGAUUUUUUUUAUAUGAAAAAAAUAUUUUCCAUCGCAAAACGAAAACACGGAGAUUAAUCUGAAGAGUUUUGAGUGAUUUGGCAUUAAGAAGGAGAUUCGCCGGGAGUGCCAGUAAGACAUUAAUGACUGAGUUUGCCGUGUUAUGGCAAGAUUACUGAGCAACAGCAGCAGAGUAGUCAGAAAAAUCACGCAACAACUUAGUGACUUCCAGAGGGGUGUUUUGAGUAACUGUAGUCGAGAAGUUAGGAUGGCAAGUAGUGUAGGACACACAAAUCGGCUGAUCAAUGAGAAGUCACCGUAUUUGCUGCAACAUGCUCACAAUCCGGUUGAUUGGUAUCCAUUUGGCCAGGAAGCCAUUGAGCGGGCUAAGAGGGAGAACAAAUUGAUUUUCCUGUCGGUUGGGUACUCCACUUGUCACUGGUGUCAUGUGAUGGAGAAGGAGUCAUUUGCAGAUGAGGAGAUUGCAAGGGUUAUGAAUGAGAACUUUAUCAAUGUGAAGGUUGAUCGAGAAGAAAGGCCGGACGUGGACAGGAUUUACAUGAGUUUCGUGCAGCUGACGAGUGGAGGAGGUGGUUGGCCGAUGUCUGUAUGGAUUACUCCGGAUUUGCGCCCAAUUAUGGCUGGUACCUACUUCCCGCCGGUUGAUCGUUGGGGUCAGCCGGGAUUUCGGACAAUUCUUCUGCGCAUGGCGAAUAAAUGGAAAAAGGACUUUGCUGAGCUGGAGGGAUUCAGUUCCUCCGUCUUAGUUGCCAUGGAGCAGAGCCUGGCAAUGGAGGGAAUUGAAUCUGAUGACCUAGGGAUUGAAGAUAAGUUCAGGGAAUGCGUGAAGAUCUACAAGAGUCGUUUUGAUGGAGUCUGGGGAGGUUUUGGUCACUCUCCCAAAUUUCCCGAAGUCUCCCGGUUGAAUUUCCUCCUCCACGCUUUCCUGCACUCAGGUAUCUUUCUCAAUAAACCCGAUGAGGAGCUCUUCCGGACAGUGUCGUACACUCUCGAGAAGAUCUGUCAUGGAGGCAUCCAUGAUCAUGUCUUUGGAGGCUUUUCCCGGUACUCAGUUGACCAGAAAUGGCAUGUGCCGCACUUUGAGAAGAUGCUCUAUGAUCAGGCUCAGCUCAUGACAAUUCUCUGCAAUUGCUACAGGGUUAGACCGAAGAAGCUCUUCCUGGACGUUGCUGACAGAGUUUUUGACUAUCUCUGCAGCGAUCUCCGGGAAUCACGGGCAUUCUUCAGUGGAGAGGAUGCCGAUUCCUUUCCCACUCAUGUCUCCCCUGAAAAAAUCGAAGGAGCCUUCUACGGAUGGCGUCAGGCUGAAAUCGAAGACGCCUUUGUGGACAAUGCCGAAAAAUUCGCUGGCUUUUCCUUCAACGCCCUGGAAGUCUUUCUGCAUCACUACAAUGUCAAGGAGAAUGGCAAUGUGGAUCGCAAGAGUGAUCCUCAUGGUCACCUUGAAUCCCAGAAUAUCCUCAUGAUCACAGGAUCUCUGCAAAAAACAGCUGAUCACUUCAAAAUCCCAGUCGAGGAACUCCAGAAGAUGCUCAAUAUUGCAAAUAAUUUUCUCCAUGAGAUUCGCAGUAAGAGACCCAGACCUCAUCUGGACGUCAAGAUGGUGUGUUCCUGGAAUGGUUUAGUUCUCACUGGAUUGUCCAAGCUUGCCUCUCUACACGAAUCCUCUGUCCAGGAAGCCGCAGCUAAAUCUGCCGGGGAACUCUACAACUUCAUCCGGGAGGAAUUCUUUGAUUGUCAAUCUGGAAAACUCAAGAGAGUCUGCUACAAAAAGUCCGAAGAAGCCUCCUCAAAUACUCCCAUUUAUGGUUUUCUCGAUGAUUAUGCAUUUGUCAUCAGAGGCCUCCUGGAUUUCUACGAAUUCUCCCUGCAGCAAAAUGUCCUGGAAUUUGCCCAUGAACUGCAAAGCAUCCAAGAUAAGUUAUUCUGGGACAGCGACAAAGGAGGAUACUUCUACACCGAAGCCAAUUCGGAUCACUUGAUUGUGAGGAUGAAGGAGGAUUACGAUGGAGCUGAACCGUCGGGAAAUAGCAUGUCUGUGAAGAAUCUCAUUCUCCUCUCUAGCUACUACGAUUGUGGAGAUUUUCGCGAAAAGGCCAGGAGGACUCUCAAGCACUUCAGCGGAAUGAGCGUCUUUGGGUAUGCCCUCCCGGAAAUGAUGUCUUCAGCUCUUAUCUUUGAUACAGGAGUCAAUGAAAUUGUCAUCGUGGGUCCAGAAAAUCAAUCAACUGAUGAAUUUGUAAAGAUGAUAAGAGAGUUUUACAUCCCCGGUUUAACGGUUUUCCGUGUAAAUACGGAUGCACCGAAGGAUUUUGCAAAAAUUAAGAAAGACACCUAUAAAAUGGUCAACGAUUUGCCAACAGUUCACAUUUGCUUCAAUCAGAUGUGUCUGCCGCCUGAGACGUCUGUGGAGAAUGUAAGAAAAAUCCUGGCUGAGAAAUAUUCCUCUCGUCCCAAUUGAGCAAUUUACAAGAGGCAAAUCCUUUUUCUCCGGGCCUUCGGGGGUAUGGAGUUAACUUUUGCUAAAUUGUUUUAUGUUUUGCCUCCAAAAAUGCAUGUGAACAAAAGAAUUUUAACUGGAUUUCUCGGUUGGGCUUGAAAGUCGGAAUUUUGAAAAAAAUUGGCAAAAGGGAGAAAGACAUUUCUCAAAAAUAUUUAUGUGUAAAUAAUGCAUUUCCCAAUUAUAUUGGACUUCAUAAAUAAAUGAAUCCUUCAAAACA
Phlebotomus papatasi is the source of this 2748-nucleotide messenger RNA. Its product is annotated as spermatogenesis-associated protein 20. The transcript has 3 exons. Gene Ontology annotation, molecular function: ubiquitin-protein transferase activity. The coding region runs from base 171 to 2489 and encodes 772 amino acids. NCBI's taxonomy places the organism in Eukaryota, Metazoa, Arthropoda, Insecta, Diptera, Psychodidae. Gene Ontology annotation, biological process: carbohydrate metabolic process. The record is from RefSeq and is a predicted model, not a curated record.